AUGAGAAAACUCGCCAAACUGAAAGUUGAAUCGCGCUUUUCGGUAGCCGACGGCGCCGACUCCCGGCAGCUGCUGACAGUGCGGCUCGGAGCAGUGGCGGGCAGGCAGCGGCAGAGCGGCCGGCGAGCGGCCGGGCGAGUGCUGCUGCCCGCUUUGCUGCUGUGCUUGUGCUGCCGGGCGGCGCCGGAGCGGAUCCGCUACGCCAUCCCCGAGGAGCUGGGCAGAGGCUCGCUGGUGGGGCCGCUGGCGCGGGACCUGGGGCUGAGCCCGGCGGACGUGCCGGCACGCAAGCUGCGGAUAGUCUCUGGUGACGAAAAGCAGUACUUCACUCUCGGGGAAGAUAAUACAAAUCUGCGGGUAAACGAGAGGAUAGACCGAGAGGGCAUCUGCGGGGCUGUGUCGCCCUGUGUCCUCACUUUGGAGGCAGUCGUGGAAAAGCCUUUCAGUAUAUUUCAUGUAAGCGUCACUAUCCAGGAUAUCAACGACAAUCCGCCGCAGUUUGACAGAGAAUUUGUUGCCAUAGAAAUGAUCGAGUCCACGCCUCCUGGGGCCAGGAUCCCGCUGAGCAGUGGCAGAGAUCCCGACAUUGGGGCGAACUCAUUACAGAAUUACCAACUUACCCCCAACCCGCUCUUCUCCCUUGUAGUGAGGGAGAGUCCUGAUGGGACGAAACACGUAGAAUUGGUACUGGAGAAAAGCUUAGAUCGAGAAAAACAGAGCUAUCACCAUUUGAUACUGACGGCGGUGGAUGCCGGGGAUCCAGUCCGAUCCGGGACCGCCCAGAUUAAGAUUAACGUGACCGACGCGAAUGACAACCCGCCGGUGUUCACCAAAGAGAUCUACAAGGUUCGACUGCUGGAAAACCUGCCAGAGGGCUCCAUAGCUUUUCAGGUGAAAGCUACUGACGGCGACGAAGGUACAAAUGCAGAGAUUACCUACUCCUUCAGUGACAUCGCAAACAGUGCUCGCCAGCUCUUCGCUCUGGACUCCAGGACAGGGGACGUGAAGAUAACAGGUCCCUUAGAUCACGAAGAAGGGAAAUAUUACGAAGCGAGUGUUGAAGGCAAGGACGGGGGCGGGCUGAGUGCGCACGCCAAAGUGCACAUAGACAUUCUAGACGUGAACGACAAUGCGCCAACCCUUUCCCUCCUGCCUAUCUUGAACCCGACACCUGAAGACGCGGCCCCGAGCACAGUAGUAGCUCUGAUCAAUGUCCGUGACAGAGAUUCAGGGGAUAACGGAGAAGUGAGCUGCAACAUCGACGGCGAUUUCCCUUUCAGACUAGAACCGGCAUCAGCGAAUGCCUACAAACUGGUAAUAGCCAGUGCCCUAGACAGAGAAAAGGUCUCCGCUUACAAUAUCACCAUCACUGCCGGACCGGGGCGCAGCCCGGCGCUGUCCAGCCGCGCGGCGCUGGGGCUGGAGGGGUCGGACGUGAACGACAACGCGCCGGUGUUCGAGGAGGCCGCCUACAGCGCCUACGUGGCGGAGAACAACGCGGCGGGCGCGGCGGUGGUGCGCGUGCGCGCGCGGGACGCGGACGCGGGCGCCAACGGGCGCGUGAGCUACUGGCUGGCGGGCGGCAGCCCGGCGCUGUCGGCCACGGCCACGCUGCACGUGGUGCUGGCCGAGAGCUUGCAGGAGGCGCUGCCGGAGCUGAGCGACAAAGACGCUGUGUCCGAGCUGACAUCUGAUCUAAACAUCAUUCUUGUAGUGGCGCUCGCUGUCGUGUCCUUGUUAUUCGUUUCGACAGUCAUUUUGAUAUUGUUCUUUAAAUGCCGACGAUCGAGGAGCCCUCCCGUUUUUAUAACUUCUGAUAAGGAACUGUAUUCCAGCCUGGGCUCAAAAGCACCGUACAACUACUGCAGCAGCACGCUGCCCUUGCCCUACUCCUACGAGGUGUGUUUAGCCUCCGAAUCGGGCCAGAAGGACUUCACAUUUCUGAGACCAGGGGCGGCAGCGCUGUCUGACCGUCUCCUGGCCGGGAAACCCGGCUCAGGCACUCAUUCCGGGAAGGACCCUCCCAGCCCAGAGAGCUCGGCACAGCCGGGGAUCGGUGAGAAACCGGCAGAGCUCAACGUCCUCUCCCGGCGCACUGCUCAAUAG
Messenger RNA from Aptenodytes forsteri (emperor penguin), 2106 nucleotides. Its product is annotated as protocadherin gamma-B3-like. Gene Ontology annotation, biological process: homophilic cell-cell adhesion. The record is from RefSeq and is a predicted model, not a curated record. NCBI's taxonomy places the organism in Eukaryota, Metazoa, Chordata, Aves, Sphenisciformes, Spheniscidae. Gene Ontology annotation, molecular function: calcium ion binding. Gene Ontology annotation, cellular component: plasma membrane.